This is a messenger RNA of Fundulus heteroclitus (mummichog), 2692 nucleotides long. It is a transcript of the gene slc33a1, whose product is annotated as solute carrier family 33 member 1. Gene Ontology annotation, molecular function: acetyl-CoA transmembrane transporter activity. Lineage: Eukaryota; Metazoa; Chordata; Actinopteri; Cyprinodontiformes; Fundulidae. The transcript is spliced from 9 exons. The coding region runs from base 274 to 1926 and encodes 550 amino acids. Gene Ontology annotation, cellular component: membrane. The record is from RefSeq and is a predicted model, not a curated record.
CAUUUGCGCGGUGCACACAGCGCUCUUCCUGGUCGUCCCGUGUAUUUGUCCGCUGAUGUGUUUUUAAUUCAAACGGUAGCCUCCUAUAUUCGUCGUGUCCGUGUUUUCUCUGUUAGGAUGUCGGCGUCUUUUGGCCGACCGAGCGUGUGAAACCAGCCGCUGAUUGGCUCCUUCCUUCCUUCCGCUGAUUGUGUGUGUUUGUCUCUGAUUCUGGCAUGCUGUCAUCACCAGAUUCGUUGUGGGCACAGCAGGUUUGAUGCCCUCAGCUCCGUCAUGGAGCCCUCAGAUUUGACCACACGCAGGAACGGGCGGCAGAGGAGAGUAGCAGGCGCGUCCACCCUGCCGGAGCACACUGGGUUCACGGACAGAGGGGAGGCCAGCUCUCCUGAGCCGGAGAUGGAGGAGGAGGCGGAUGGCCUCAUCAGGAGCUCAGACUCUGAGGACAGGAGGCGACAGCGGGUCCGGCCGGGGAUCCGCGCCGAGCUGGGCAGCAUAUCGCUUCUCCUGUUCCUCUACGUGCUGCAGGGCAUCCCCCUGGGACUGGCCGGCAGCAUCCCCCUGAUCCUACAGAGCAAGAACGUCAGCUACAGAGACCAGGCCUUCUUCAGCUUCGUCUUUUGGCCGUUCAGCCUGAAGCUCUUCUGGGCGCCGCUGGUGGACGCCCUGUACUUCAGCAGGUUUGGGAGAAGGAAGUCGUGGCUGGUGCCCACCCAGUACCUGCUGGGCCUCUUCAUGCUUUACCUGUCUGUCACAGUCAACUCGCUGCUGCAGAGCGAGAAGGGACCCGACGUGCUAACGCUCACAGCGGUCUUCUUCAUGCUCGCCUUCCUGGCAGCCACACAGGAUAUAGCUGUGGAUGGCUGGGCUCUGACCAUGUUAUCCAGAGAAAACGUGGGCUAUGCAUCUACCUGUAACUCCGUAGGCCAGACGGCUGGCUACUUCCUGGGGAACGUGCUCUUUCUGGCUCUGGAGUCGCCUGAAUUUUGCAACAAGUACCUCAGAUUAGUGCCCAAAGACACGGGCAUCGUCACCUUGCCAGAUUUUUUGUUUUUCUGGGGGAUGAUGUUCCUAGUUUCCACCACUCUGGUGGCCAUCUUUAAAAGAGAGAACGCUCCCGUCAGAGGAAGGAGGAACGUCCCCGAAGAGACUCAGGGCGUCAUGGAAACCUACAGGCUCCUGUUCUCCAUCGUCAAGAUGCCCACCGUCUUCACCUUUUGUUCCCUGCUCCUCACAGCUAAGAUCGGGUUCUCUGCAGCGGAUGCUGUUACAGGUCUGAAGCUGGUUGAAGCCGGCGUCCCCAAAGAGCAGCUGGCACUCCUGGCGGUGCCCAUGGUGCCCCUGCAGAUCCUCUUGCCGGUGAUCAUCAGCAGAUACACGGCGGGGCCCCGGCCCCUUGACGUCUUUUACAAAGCGUUCCCGUUCAGGUUGCUUAUUGGGCUCGAGUACGCCCUGCUGGUGUGGUGGACCCCCAGCGUGAAACAAGAAGGAGGAUUCCCACUCUACUACUAUGCCAUAGUCUUUUUCAGCUAUGCGCUGCAUCAGGUGGCGCUGUACAGCAUGUAUGUGGCCUGCAUGGCCUUCCACGCCAAAGUGAGCGACCCCCUCAUAGGCGGCACCUACAUGACCCUGCUGAACACGGUCACCAACCUGGGGGGAAACUGGCCCUCCACCGUGGCCCUGUGGCUGGUUGACCCCCUGACGUCUAAGGAGUGCCAGGGGGCCGCGGGCCAGAGCUGCAGCACGCCGCUGGAGGCGGGGUUGUGCACUAAGGAGGGAGGCGUGUGCGUGACCGCCCUGGACGGCUACUACGUGGAGUCUGUGGUGUGCGUGGUGAUCGGCCUGCUCUGGUGGCUGUGGCUGGGCAAGAAGAUCAGGCGGCUGCAGGACCAGAGCCCCGCCGCGUGGAGAUGCAGAGUGGGCCAGUGACACCGAUCCCACGGACACUUGGUAGGGAGUGCACCUUGCUGCUCUGCACCAAAGCCGGCUGGACUCUACGGCACGUCCCCCUACCACCACACACCUUUAUGCUCUGGCAGAGGAGACAUUCCCCAUUAAACCUGCCACUUUGAUGCGCACACACGAAGCAAGCCACCACCGCUGUCUUCUUUUUAUAUAUAAAAAAAAAAAAGCUGUUAUCGCCAUCUUUUAAAGAUAGUCGUUUUUUUUUAUAUAUAUAUCAUGUGCUGCUUAAACUACAGAGAGCAGAGGCUGGGUCAAACAUGUAGAAAUCUUUUUUUUUUUUUAUAGGAACUUUAUUGUCUACAAAGAACCCAAAAGGUUCUUUAAAAUGAUUUUUUUUUUAAAGAUGUUUGAAUGUCAGCACUUCAAGUUCUGACUUACCUUACCGCCGUCUACCUUACAUGACAGGAAUAUUCCCAGAGCAGAUCCACCAAUCAGAGCUCGUGUGUUUUCAUGUACUGUACCUGUCAGAUGGCGGGCGUGUACUAUGAAGCGGGACCGUUGUCUCAGUGAGCGGAACCCAAACAGUAUUCGGCUCAUUAUUUAAAAACAGAGAAAUCAGAUAUGAGCACACGGAAAGAAAAAAGGACAUCUGCAGCGCGAGGACGUCUCUUCUCUUGUCCCCAUGUAGAAAAACGCACGUCGUCAGACAUCCUACUCGCCUCCGAGACUUUAAUAUUUAUGAUUUAACAGAAUCCUUGUCUCCUAUAGUAAAUAGUGUGCUGCAUUACAA